Messenger RNA from Drosophila erecta, 1662 nucleotides. RefSeq lists its product as uncharacterized. Gene Ontology annotation, biological process: regulation of transcription by RNA polymerase II. Lineage: Eukaryota; Metazoa; Arthropoda; Insecta; Diptera; Drosophilidae. Gene Ontology annotation, cellular component: nucleus; transcription regulator complex. The record is from RefSeq and is a predicted model, not a curated record. Bases 159 to 1538 code for a protein of 459 amino acids. The transcript has 2 exons.
UAUCAUAUCAGUGCUAUGAAACAAGGUAGGACAUAUUUUAAACAGAAUAACCUGGCAACUCUUUUUAUGCGAGGGAACAUCGCCUAUCGACUAUCAAUAUUUCCCGCCAGGCUGCCGGAUCGUCUGGAAUAAAUAAUAACAAAUAAUAGCGAAAAUCAAUGGACGACGGUGAGCUGAUAAAAUUAAUAGAGACCCACCCGAUCCUCUACGACAAGGACUGCGCGAGGAGCGUGAAGAAUGCGACGCAAAAGGAUGCGGCCUGGAAGGCCAUCUCCCAAAAGUUAGGAGCCUCGGAACGGGCGUGCAUUACUCGCUGGAAGAGUAUUCGCGAUCGUUUUGGGAAGGAGUUUCGCCGUUUCCAGGAGCGUCCGGAUGAGCCCACCUACUGGGACAUGUUUCCGCGACUGCUCUUUCUCAAGGACCACUACAAACAGGGACUGGCAAGGAACGAGAGUCUCGACGGGAUGCGUUUUGAGCCAAGAGAGCGGAAAAAGCGCACAAAAGUGGACAUGGAGCAGGAGAAGAGGAGGAAGGACGAGGAGGAGGAGGACUCUCAGGAUGACAUGCUGAACGAGCAGCUCAUUGAGCUGGUCAAGUCCCAUCCCGUGUUGUAUGAUCGCCACAAGAUUAGAGUCUCAAAGAACCUAGCAGCGAAAAACGAGGCCUGGCGAGAGAUCUCUGAAAACUUAAAUGUGUCGGAGGAACUUUGCUACAACCGCUGGAAGAAGCUACGCGAUCGUUUUGCCCGGGAAUACCGCAGUCAUCAGAUCAACCAGUCCACACCCAUCACGUGGAGGUACUUUAACGAGCUUCUCUUUCUGGGCCGCCACUUUCGCAAAGGAGUGCCGCUAGUUUUGGAGAACAUCAAGCGUCGUGGAAGACCUCCCAAAGCAGGAAAUCCUUUGGGAAAGACCAGCAAGCAGCCGGAGGGUAUGGUGAUCUCCAGUGGGGAGCAAAUCUGGGGCGCAGACUACCCCUACAGUACGGACAACGACGAGCUGGAGGAUGAUCUUGAGUUGGCCUACGACGAAGAGAUUGAGAUCCUAUCGGAGGCGGAGCAGGCAACGCCCUACGACUUUAUCCUUAGCGAAGCAACGCCACCGCAGGUUUUGGAGCCACCACAACAGCUCCAGGUUACCACGACCACGCCCGCCACCAGUGAGGAAAUAAUUCACACAAUCGACAGGGCGAAUGCUGUUGUAGAGGAGCAGUCCUCCUUAACUGAGCACUCUAUACCGCCUGCCGCAACCUCCGAGAAACUAUUGACCACCGUGAUCGCCAACAUGGAGACCGUGCUCCAGCAAUACCGGGAGCUCCAGGCCCAGAUUCACCACGAGCAGGAGCAGGAGCGAGAACAGCGAUGUGCACCGCCUGCCAACAGCCUGCUUGCCAAGGCUCAGAUGCUGCUGGACGGCCUGAGUCCGUUGGAACGGGCCAGUGCCGAGCGGAAGAUCGUGCAGUUCCUGUGCCAGUGCCAGAUCAAGGCUUUGGAUGGCGAGGAAAUCGAGGAUGUGGCUCCUUGUCAGGUCAUUAACUGAAACAAGGUCCAGGGCAGCUAUCUAGAGAGUUGUAAAUAUAGUUGUAAACGUAGGCUAGCAGCACAAGUAUUACAAAUAAGGGUAUUUAUUGUAAGCAUGAAAAUAUCUGUAAAUAAAUAAAUUU